This is a messenger RNA of Trifolium pratense (red clover), 1678 nucleotides long. Its product is annotated as BTB/POZ domain-containing protein At5g60050. Lineage: Eukaryota; Viridiplantae; Streptophyta; Magnoliopsida; Fabales; Fabaceae. The coding region runs from base 149 to 1654 and encodes 501 amino acids. The record is from RefSeq and is a predicted model, not a curated record. The transcript has 2 exons.
UUGGAUUCUCUUAGCUAGCUACUAAUCCUACUUUCUCUCUCUAAUGUAGCAGACUAAUGUACAGUAGUAGUUAGAGAGUGUGACUCAGUUUUUCUUUCUUUCUUCUUCUUCUUCUUCUUCUUCUUCAAUUCAAUUGCAUACAGAUUCAAUGGGUGGACAAAAUUCCUUAAAAUCAACACAACAAGUAUCAACAAUGAUAAAACAAGGUUUCAUUUCAGACCAAACCUUUUCUUCAUUCUCACCUUCUAGAACCUUCUCUUCACCUUCACCACCACCACCAACCACAACAACUCGUCCGAGUCAAACUCAAUCACUCUUCGACAUGAUGUCAGAAGAUCAUAACCCUAACACAAAACUCUCCGACGAUAAACGCCGUAAAAUGCAAGAUCGGAUUAAGAAGCUUCUAGAAGAAGCUCCGUUUAACGGCGGUGAUGUGAAAUUGACGGUGGUUGGGAAAGAAGGAUUGAAGGUUUCGAUGGAUGUGAAGAAAAGUGUGCUUGCUGAUAAGAGUAGAUUCUUUGCGGAGAAGCUUCGUGGAAAUGGGAAUGGAAAUGGAAUGUCACAUUCUGUUGAGAUUAGUGAUUGUGAUGAUGUUGAUGUUUAUGUUGAAGCUGUUGUUUUGAUGCAUUGUGUGGAUCUUAAGAAGAGGUUGAGAUUUAUGGGUGAUGGUGGUGGUGUUUCUAAAGUUUUGAACUUGCUUAAGGUAUCAUCAGCUAUCAUGUUUGAUCUCGGGGUUAUUUCAUGUCUGGAAUAUUUGGAAGCUAUUCCAUGGACUGAGGAUGAACAGGAAGAAGUCAUAUCUCAAUUAGAUAAUCUGCAGCUUCAUGACUCUGCAACGGAAGUUCUUCUCAGAGUAUCAUCGAGUCCAUCUACAGCUUCAAGUGCCGAUGAUAUCUUCACAAACCUUCUGAGCGGUGUUCUACAAGCUAAAGAUGACAAAUCUCGUAGGGAAAUGAAAUCUCUACUAUCUAAAUUGCUUAAAGAUAAUGCAUUUAGUGAUAGCAGCAAACUUGAUGUUUCUAAAGACACACUCUAUCAUCUUUGCCAUAGGUGUAUUAGUUCUCUUUUCUUGUGUCUGUCUGAAGCAACUGACACGCAUGAGAGGCCGGACCGAAGCGUUUUAAUGAGCGAAAUAGCUCGUGAAGCUGACAAUAUUCAAUGGAUUCUGGACAUUUUGAUUGGCAAAAAGAUGGGUGAUGAAUUCGUGAAAAUAUGGGCAGAACAGAAAGAACUUGCUGCACUUCAUUCUAAAGUUCAAAUCAUAUACCGCUAUGAGAUCAGUAGAAUCACAGCACAACUAUGUAUUGGUAUCGGAAAGGGACACAUAUUUGUGCCGAAAGAAAUUCGAUUUUCCUUAUUGUCAACAUGGCUCGAAGCUCUGUACGAAGAUUUUGGAUGGAUGAGGAGAGCUUGUCGAGGCGUUGAUAAGAAAUUGGUUGAGGAUGGACUGAGCCAAACUAUACUAACACUGCCUUUAUUCCAACAGCAAAUUUUGUUACUAAAUUGGUUUGAUAGAUUUCUUAAUAAAGGAGAUGACUGUCCUAAUAUUCAGAAGGCAUUUGAGAUUUGGUGGAGAAGAGCUUUCAUCAGAAAGUAUUCAUCAGAGCCUGAUAAUUCCCAAUUACAAAUAACUGUGUUUGAUUAUCCAAAAUGAAAAGCAUGCAAGAGACCUUUAAAU